AUGGACACCGGUGUUCUUGGGCGUCUCGCCCUCUACCUCGAUACCCUAACUAUCCCUUGGAAAGGAAUGAUUCUCGGGUUCGGUCUUGCUCAAUAUUUUUUCGAAACUUUUCUUUCCAUCAGACAGCACUCGAAACUCCAGGAAACAAGACCUCCUAAGGCACUACAGGGUGCUGUUAGUCAAGAGGACUACGACAAGGCGCAAGCAUAUGGAAGAGCAAAAUCGAAUUACGGUUUCAUUACUUCUCUCUACAAUCAAGCCACAAAUGUCGUUAUUAUCUACUUCAACUUACUACCAAAGCUCUGGAACUUAACCGGUAUCUGGGUUAUUAAAUAUGCUCCUGCCCAAUUUUCUGGGGAAAUCUCCAAUUCACUGGUCUUUUUUAUGGCGUUUAACCUCAUUACUACGGUCAUCGAUUUGCCCUUUUCGUACUAUAAAACUUUUGUGCUUGAAGAAAAGUUUGGUUUCAAUAAGCAGACAAAGAAACUGUUCUUUACCGAUCUUAUCAAAAACCAGGUUCUUAUUAUUACAAUGGGUGGCCCUAUUCUUGCUGGGUUCUUGAAGAUUAUACAGUCGUUCGGUAGUAAUUUCUUUUAUUAUCUCUGGGUAUUCAUUUUGGUUGUUCAGGCAUUUAUGAUCACUGUCUACCCAAUCGUCAUCCUCCCAAUGUUCAACAAAUUGACGCCUCUCGAGCCUGGGAAAUUGAAAACCGAAGUGGAAGCUCUUGCGACCAGGUUACAGUUCCCCCUGAAACACCUGUAUGUCAUUGAUGGAUCGAAAAGGAGUGCGCAUAGCAAUGCGUACUUCUACGGGCUACCAUGGAGCAAGCAUAUUGUCAUAUACGAUACAUUGAUCGAGAAAAGCGAUGUCAAGGAGGUUGUUGCUGUUCUGAGCCAUGAGCUUGGACAUUGGAGUGAAGGACAUACCACCAAAUUGUUUGCUAUUGCUCAGUUUCACAUAUUUUAUAUCUUCGCGCUAUUCUCCGUCUUUAUCAAUAAUGGUUCGCUCUACCGCGCGUUUGGCUUUCACAGGACGCAGCCUAUCUUAAUUGGGUUUUUACUAUUCAACGAUAUCCAUCAGCCCCUCGACACGGUUGUUAAGCUUCUCAUGAACAUUCUUUCGCGAAAAUUUGAAUACGAGGCCGAUGCAUUCGCUGUCAAGCUAGGAUACUCCAGUGACCUAGCUAAAAGCUUGAUCAAAUUACAAGUCCAGAAUCUCUCAACAAUGGAUGCAGACUGGUUAUAUUCCAGUUAUCAUUUCACUCAUCCCAUUCUCCCUGAGAGAUUGAGAGCCCUCGACUGGAAAGGUGGUAAAGUUGAGUAA
This is a messenger RNA of Morchella importuna, 1323 nucleotides long. RefSeq lists its product as uncharacterized. The record is from RefSeq and is a predicted model, not a curated record. NCBI's taxonomy places the organism in Eukaryota, Fungi, Ascomycota, Pezizomycetes, Pezizales, Morchellaceae. The transcript has 5 exons. Gene Ontology annotation, molecular function: metalloendopeptidase activity. Gene Ontology annotation, cellular component: endoplasmic reticulum membrane. Gene Ontology annotation, biological process: CAAX-box protein processing. Bases 1 to 1323 code for a protein of 440 amino acids.